CACAGCUGCCACAACUCAGUCCUGAGGACAGACCAAAUACAAUCAUGAACAUGGGCAGGAUCAUCUUCUACGAGGACAGGAACUUCCAGGGUCGUCACUAUGAGACCAGCAGCGACUGUCCUGAGCUGACCUCCUACCUGAGCAGGUGUCACUCCUGCAGGGUGGAGAGCGGCUGCUUCAUGGUCUACGACCGCCCCAACUACAUGGGAAACCAGUACUUCAUGAGGAGGGGCGAGUAUGCUGACUACAUGAGCAUGAUGGGAAUGUCAGACUGCAUCAGAUCUUGCCGUAAUAUCCCCAUGCACAGAGGAUCCUACAAGAUGAGGAUCUACGAGAGGGAGAACUUCGGUGGUCAGAUGCAUGAGCUGAUGGACGACUGCGACAACAUCCAGGACCGUUACCGUAUGAACGACUGCAUGUCCUGUCACGUGAUGGACGGUCAGUGGCUGAUGUACGAGCAGCCCCAGUACAGAGGCAGGAUGAUGUACCUGAGGCCCGGAGAGUACAGGAGCUUCAGGGACAUGGGAAUGAGCGGCCAGAGGUUCAUGAGCAUGAGGCGUAUCAUGGAUUCCUGCAUGUAAAUGGUCAUUAAAUAAAAAAAAUUCCAUUCCUCUA
This is a messenger RNA of Epinephelus moara (kelp grouper), 615 nucleotides long. RefSeq names its product gamma-crystallin M3-like. Lineage: Eukaryota; Metazoa; Chordata; Actinopteri; Perciformes; Serranidae. Bases 45 to 581 code for a protein of 178 amino acids. The record is from RefSeq and is a predicted model, not a curated record. The transcript has 3 exons. Gene Ontology annotation, molecular function: structural constituent of eye lens. Gene Ontology annotation, biological process: visual perception; lens development in camera-type eye.